CCGACCCCUCCCCACUCAAGUCUUUCUCCCACUGGCCCCUCUCGAGCGCCCACCCGCUCCUCACAGCCGGCUCAGCUCGCCGCAAGGCCUCCUCGCUCUCCCUCACCACGCUCUCCGACCUGAAUGCUGCAUCCCUCGCGCUGCACCCCGCCCCCUUCUCCCUGCUCGCCCCUGCCACGCCCACCUCCCCCUGCCGCCCCUUCUCCUUCUCCACCUCCUUCACCUUCCGCAUCUCCUCCCCCAACGCCGCGGGGCUGGGCGGCGAGGGCUUGGCGUUUGUGAUGCUGCCGACGCCCACGCUCGGCCUGCCGGGGCCGUCCCUGGGCUACGGGCGCCUGCUGCUGCCCCCGGGGAGCACGGCUGCUGCAGCUGCUGCUGCAGAUGGUUCCAGUGUCAGCGGUGCAGCUGUGUCAUCUCAGGUACACGUCAUUUCAGGUGGGCAGCAACAGCAACCCAGCUUUUCAGGUGGGCAACAAACGCAGCAGCAUAGGAGCCUUGCAGUGGAGUUUGACACAUCCGCCUCCCCCGAAUUCUUGGACCGGCAGGAGCACCACGUGGGGGUGAACCUGGAUGGCAGCAUGCUCUCUCUCGCCUCUGCCCCCGUGCACCCCGUCGGCAUCCCCUCCCUCAACGCCGGUCAGACCCUCCUCGCCACCAUCCAGUACAACGCCUCCUCCUCCCAGCUCUCCGUUUGGCUCUCCCCAGCCCCACCCUCCUCCCCUCGCCGCGCGUCCCCUCGCCCCACCCCUUGCUUCCCUCGCUUCCCUGGUUUCCCUCUGUUGCCUCGCUGCUCCUCCUCCUCCUCCUCCUCCUCCUCCUCCUCCUCCUCCUCCUCCUCCUCCUCCUCCUCCUCCUCCUUCUCCUCCUCCUCCCCCCCUCCUCUCCCCCGCUCUGCCGUCCUCACCACAUUCCUGGACACCUGCGAGUGGCUCAGGGGGAACGAUCCGGAAGCAGCAGCAGCAGCGCCGCCCCCGGCGUUGUUUGUGGGCUUCACAGCGGCUACUGGCAAGGGGGUGGAGCAGGCGCAGGCGCACGAGCCCUUGCUUACUUCUCCGAAGCCCUACCCCACGUUCCGCCCCUCCACUUAUACCCUACCAUGGCAACCCCAGGCCAUGACUAGGGAUGUGAUGUCCUCAUGCAAACCUUCACCCUCUCCUCACCCCCUUCUUUCCCCUCAUCCCCUGCUCCCCUCAGCGGAGGAUCCGCUUUCGUUUUGGGCGGCAGACUCGUUCGCCUUCCCCUACAUCACGCCAGCCACUCCCCUGCUGACACGUGGCAGCACAAGGAAGCGUUUCUUCGCCGUCGACCUCUCGGUCGCUGCUGAUGUGGCAGCCACCAGCCAAUCAGACGAUCCCGCCCCUGGAGCCAUCUUCUUCCCUCACCGUAAGGGGGAAAGGGGGGGGCGAGAUGGGGGGGAGGGAGAGAGAGAAAGUGUAGCAAGCCACGUGCCCUGCCAGGCUGCCCCCGUUGGCCUCUCCUCCUGGACCGUCCGGUUUACAGGCACCGAUCCUUGCACGGGUUCUCUGGUGCUGCCCUGUGGAACGGGCGUGUGCAGCAAGGCACUUGCCCCAUGGGGUGAGACCCCUCUAACCUCGUGUCUCAUACCCUCUCUCUCCUCACUCUCCAACUGUCUCACUCAUUCCCUUCAUCCCCCCCCAACAGACACUGACCCCUGCACGGGUUCUCCAGUGCUGCCCUGUGGAACGGGCGUGUGCACCAAGGCGCCAGCCCCAUGGGACUCCUCUAUCCUCGUGCCCUCCUGCAAGUGCCCCUUCAAUCUCCCCUCCUUCCAACCCGAUCACCUCUCCGGCCUGCCCUCCUGCUUCCCGGGUGAGUCGUGGAGUGCCCUCUGCAAGCUGUGGAGUGCAGUAGAUUCCUUCAGGUGUCGCCAGUUCAUCCGCAACCCAUGUGCCCCGGGGGUGUGCAUUGAUGACAUAGACGGCACCUACUCCUGCCUCUGCCCCUCGCCCUUCUUCGCCUUCUACUUCUAUUCGAAAGACACCGCCCGCUGUAACCAGUUGCGAUUGUUUGAGCUGCGAAUGCCCACCUUCCUGUCUCCCUAUGGCCUCACAUGCCCUCUCAUCCUCAACACAUACGGACUCACCCAAGCGGCCUUCUUCCGCCAAAAUAAGGGCUUCCAGUGCCGAGCGCCCAUCCCUGCAGAGACUCUAAUCAACGUCACCAGCCGGGCUUACUCCCAAUGCACUUCCACGUACACUGCUAAUUAUGGUGACUCGUGUGACUCCAUCAAUGCCCUCUUCUCCACGCGCAUUCAGUCGCUCAACCCCGCCCUCAGCUGCUCUGAUGGGCCCAGGCCCGGCCAGCUCCUCUGUGUAGACUUCAACCGAACGUGGCUAGAGUUGGAAAAGACCCGCGUGGCAUGCCACGUCUCUGCACAAAUCACCCCAGCCAUCACCACAACCCCAGCCAUCACCACAAUCCCAGCCAUCACCACAACCCCAGCCACACCGCCUCUCCUAGUCGACUACAUGAACCAGGGCGUGCUCGUGAAGGUGCUCCAGGGCCCGCAGUCCUGCCAGCAACUGUGGCGGGCGUUUGGCAUUUCCUCCCCCACGCGCUUCUUUCAGAUGAACCCCGGGCUUUCGUGCGACUCCUUGCUGCCGUACAGCCCCGUGCAGGGGAAUAUGAUUAGUAGGAUUUGUGUGGCUGCUAUUGACGCCCGACCACUCUCUGGCGUUUCAUGCUCAACCAAGCGCAUGUACAGUGUGAAGCGCGGAGACACAUGCGGCAUGUUGAUCGUUAAGAGAUACCGCCGCAGUGCUGACAUGUUUAGGGAGCUUAACAACGGAUAUGAUUGUGCUGUAACUGGGUUGUGGAUUGGCAUGUUGCUUUGUCUACCUGUAUAA
Closterium sp. Naga37s-1 is the source of this 2867-nucleotide messenger RNA. NCBI's taxonomy places the organism in Eukaryota, Viridiplantae, Streptophyta, Zygnematophyceae, Desmidiales, Closteriaceae. The record is from the annotation of a GenBank genome assembly.